GAGCCCAGAACACACUUUCACCCAAACAUGUGAGGAUGAAGUUACUGGUCUUGUACACGGCUUGGCUGUCCUUUGUGGGACUGUCAGAGGCUUUGUUUAUUCCUGAAGAACUUCCAACAUUGCUGUCAUUCUUGUACACCAAUAUUCCUCCAAUAUUCAAAGGCACAGACUCCAGGCUCGGCGUCGGUUUCCGAGUUGGGCCAAACGCAGACUUCCAAAUCCAAGUUGAACUCGGACCUCAAACACGGACUCAGCCACUUGGGCCAGACGCUGAAGGUUCAAGCAAGAAGCGACACGUCCCGGAGCUAGACCAGGCGUUCGCCUCCAGCGAGAACCAUGUUUACACACCCAACAGAGUAAAAACACGCCCGGACACUCCUAUUGGCUGGCUACACACGUGGAAAUCCUCCUUGGGGUCGUCUGCGGAGAACGAACUGACCAGACCAAACAAUCCAGCUUUGGACUAUGACGUUGUGAAACAUCUCCAACAGCUGUACAAGGUUCAACCAAUAAACGAGAUGGACGAGGUGAUCAACUGACGUAGAAGUUGAAGUUGGACAAGUUGAGGAAUUGACUGUGAUAUUGUACUUUGGAAGAUUAACUUAUUUUGUACAAAUGUAAAAAUGUGUUGAGGUAAAUGUAGAUGAGUGUGAAAAGUA
This is a messenger RNA of Macrosteles quadrilineatus (aster leafhopper), 659 nucleotides long. RefSeq lists its product as uncharacterized. Lineage: Eukaryota; Metazoa; Arthropoda; Insecta; Hemiptera; Cicadellidae. The transcript has 3 exons. The record is from RefSeq and is a predicted model, not a curated record. The coding region runs from base 36 to 539 and encodes 167 amino acids.